Messenger RNA from Prorocentrum cordatum, 1050 nucleotides. Lineage: Eukaryota; Dinophyceae; Prorocentrales; Prorocentraceae. The record is from the annotation of a GenBank genome assembly.
AUGGCCUCGAUCGAGGAGGCCCGCGGGGCUCCCGCGAGGCGCGAGGUCUCCGGCGCCGCCGCGCCGCCCUCGAGGGCCGAGCUGGAGGCCUUCGCCGCGAAUGUGGAGGCCGUCCUUCGGCGCGAGGAGCCGCCGCGGCCCCCGGCGCCCGCAGCCCGCGCCGCGCCGCCCGCCGCCGCCGCGGCGCCCCGCGCGCGGCGGUGGGCCGACUUUUCGGACGACUCGGAGGUCGAGGCGCCCGCGCCCGCUGUGGCAGCCGCGGCCCGUCCAGCCAGCUUUGCCCGCCCCGCCGCCGACGCCGCAGCGGACGCAGGCGGCGCGGCCGACGGCAGCACCGCGGCGGGUGCCAAGGCGGCAGCUGCGCUGGUCGCGUGCGCAAGGUGUGGCAAGCUCCUGGGGCGCGCCAGCUUCAGCCGCCGGGCCUGGCGCAGGGCGCGCGGCCUCGGCGGGCGCGAGGAGAGCCUGGCGAGUACGCGGAGUGCCUGGAGUGCAGCCCGACCGGCAGGUAACCCCAGGGCGCGGGCGCGGCGCGCUCAGCGCCGUUCGGCCCCUUCCCUCCCUCCCUCUUCCCCUUCCUUUACACAUCCCUCGAACAUCGAUCCUCUCCCUUUCUCCCUGUCCGCUCCUGUAGGGUUGCGGCCCGCGGCUCGCGGCUCCCGCGACUGGUCGGCGCUACCCGCUGUCGUCGCCGCCAUUCGAUUUGCCGACCGCGCGCCCCGAGAAGGGACUCGCGCUCCCGCGCGCGCGCACUCUGGGUCCUUUUGUUGCUUGUCCCCUGUACGCCGUAGAGUGUCUCACCCUCGCACGAAGCUGUGCGUGUUUUGCCGCAUCCUUCUCGGCACUUCCUUGGCCGCGAGCGGCCUCCGACGGUCUCACUGCUGCCCUCCCCGCGCCUCGCUCCCUCCUCGCCCUCCUUCCCUCGUCCCACCCUCCACCUUCGAUCUGCCUCCCGCUCGUUCUCACCCACCUCGGUCCCGUGGCCCCUGCUGGCGCGGCCAGCCUGCUCGGAGAGCGCUCGCCCCGCAGGCCGCCCCACACAUGUUCAUUUAA